AGUCGGGAACAACACCGUGGUGUGGUAUCUGGGGCUAGGAUAACUGCUGUCAUGUAUUUUGGUUUGGCCAUUUGUCAAAUUCUGAAAAGUGUAACCUAAAAAAAUAAGAAUUUGUUGUGCAUGCAUGAUUGAUGUUCAAUUGUACAUGGUAAUUUUUGUAUUUUUCUGUGUACUACAUGAAUAAUUUGAAAGUUCAAAAUGAUGAAUACUGUAUACUUGGAAGUUUAUUCUACUGUCAGUCGCGAUCAUGACACUGAGCCUCAACAAAUUAUGUUACCAUUGGAAUCGUUCAUUACUUACUUUAUUUAUAAGUUUGCCUCGCCCGAGAACUUGAAACUUAAUUUUGUGCAGGUCACAAAUCGAAAUGAUAAUAAGAAUAUUAUAUUGUCUGACGAAAAUGUUUCUAUUCUAUCAGUUGAAGAAAUUCCUUGGCAAGUAUCGGCUUGUGUAUUUCCUGUAGUAUUGUAUGGAGACAUGGUGAUAACAGGCCUUUGUGCUGCGGCCAGGCAUAUUUGUAAACAUCGAGGUUCAGACCGCAGCCCCUAUGAGCAUGAAGAAGGUUUACUUGGUUUUCGUAAAAGUUGUUUACAAGCACCAAAUGAAGUUUCUAUCUGGACAAAGUUUUGUGAAGUUGACAUAAUAAAGACAGUUAAAGAUUUACUUAGUGUUGAAAUAAUGGAUACAGUGCCUAAGAAUUUGAUACGCUUUGAAAAUCAUUUAAGCAAACCUGUGAGAGUUCACAAUGUUUAUAAGAUUGCAAGAGAUAUGAAGAAAAAAAAAUUGGAAGACGCAGAUCAUCAAAAUAAUAGUAAGAAAGUAAAAGAAGGUUCAGAAGAAAAGAAUAGAGUUUCUAAAACCAGAAAAUGGAAAUCUAAUGUAACAAAAGAACUUGAAAUUAAUUGUUCUACCAAGAUAUCUGACUUGGGGAUUACCCACCAGUUUGCAGAGGGACCUUUCUUUAAGUUAGCAGACUUAAUUCUUGCACCUUCAUAUUAUAUCAUUAUAAAAUUAUUUGGGCCACAAUUUGAAUCAUUAUUACCACUUACAGCAGCUUGGUAUAAUAAUAUUCUGAAUAUUCCUGAGAUAAACAAUCUUGUGCCUUUAUUUACUAAAAUUAAUAAUUUAAAUAGUUUAACAAUAUUAGAUAAUGUAAUUAAACCUGAAACUGAAGAUGUGAGUUUAUACAAAUGUGACCCAAAACGACAUAAUCCCAAGAAGAGGUUAUUUACUAAAACUGAGGAUGUAGAGAAUGCUCUGAGUGCACUCUUAGAUGGAAUGGAACUUGAUGUUAAAAGUAACAGCUUUGUUUCUGAAAUAAACUGGAAAGAUAUCCCGGAUGGUGCCAAUCCCACUGCUGGACACCUGCCUGAUGAAAGAGUUAUACGGAAGUCACAGCAGCUUGAAAAUCUUGCACUAGCCAUCCUUGAGAUAGCAAAAGAUGGUGACAUCAUAGUAGACUUUUGCAGUGGCAGUGGCCAUUUAGGCAUCCUUGUUGCACAUUUGUUGCCUAAAUGUACUAUUAUUUUAUUAGAAAAUAAAGAGCAAUCUCUCCUUAGAGCCAGAUCUAGAGUGCAUGAGAUGGGUCUUCACAAUGUUUUAUUUUUCCAGGGCAAUCUUGACUUUUUCGUUGGCAAGUUUGAUAUAGGGAUAGCACUACAUGCUUGUGGAAUUGCAAGUGAUUUGGUGUUGGAUAAGUGUUUGAAAGCAAAUGCCAAGUUUGUCUUAUGCCCUUGCUGUUAUGGCUCACUUCAUGCCACUGACAGACUAGUCUAUCCAAGGAGUAGCAAAUUCAGUACAAUUUCUUUAGAGAAAUAUUUAUGUAUCGGUCACGCUGCGGACCAAACACAUGAAGAUCAUCCACUCACAGUAAGGGGAGCCAGGUGUAUGGCUAUAAUUGACUCGGACAGGGCUGGUUUGGCUAAAGAAUUUGGCUAUAAUGUCACCUUAUCAAGGCUUAAGCCCUUGUCAUGUACCCCUAAAAAUAAUUUACUGAUCGGAGUCCCAUCAAUAACAAACAAAUCAAUGAAUAGAUAAUUUUAUUCACUAUAACAAAUUAUUAAAAAUAUACA
Amyelois transitella is the source of this 2069-nucleotide messenger RNA. RefSeq names its product glutathione S-transferase C-terminal domain-containing protein homolog. The record is from RefSeq and is a predicted model, not a curated record. The transcript has a single exon. The coding region runs from base 199 to 2034 and encodes 611 amino acids. Lineage: Eukaryota; Metazoa; Arthropoda; Insecta; Lepidoptera; Pyralidae.